CUCCGGCAGGGGAGCCAGGGGGAAAGCGCUCGCAAUCACAUGAGGCCCGGGCCCGCCCCAUUGGCUGCGGCCGAGCCAGUCGCGGCGCUCGCCGGCAGCGGUUGGUCCCGGAGCUGCAGCGCCUGCACGGGCCCGGAGUCCAUGUUACGCUUUGUCUAAUUCCCCUCGUUACAGAGUCAUGUGCUGCUGCUCUCGUCGCCGCCGCUGCCGCUGCCGCUGCCGCUGCCGCCGCCCGUGGUGCCCCGGCUCCUCCGCCGCGCUUCGAGGUGGCAGCCGCGGGCGGGGCCACGGGAGCAGGGUCCAGGGCGCAGCGCGCCUUCGCCUCCCGGGCGCGUCUCCGAGCUGCCGCCGCCCGCCGCAGGUGAUGCCGCCGCCUUCCGUCUCCGCAUAAGCCUCAGCUCGGCGGCCAAGCGGCCCCGGCUGCCCCGCAAGGAAUGUUUACCCUUGCAGAAGUUGCUUCACUCAAUGACAUUCAGCCAACUUACCGAAUUCUGAAACCAUGGUGGGAUGUGUUUAUGGAUUACCUGGCAGUCGUUAUGUUGAUGGUAGCCAUCUUUGCAGGAACGAUGCAACUUACCAAAGAUCAGGUAGUCUGCUUGCCAGUAUUGCCAUCUCCUGUAAAUUCGAAGGUAAACACACCACCAGGAAAUGCCGACCUUACCACUAACAUCCCGAAGACAGAAGCCACUGACCAAGAUCUUGAUAGGUGGACAACAAGUGACAUUUCUUUUGUUACAUCUGCUGUGACACCUGACAUACCUCUCAGUGCCACAUAUCCUCACACAGAUUCCACAUUACCAAAUCAGGAAACAAAGAAAGAGAAAAAAGAUCCAACAGGUCGAAAAACAAACUUGGAUUUUCAGCAAUAUGUAUUUAUUAAUCAGAUGUGUUACCAUCUGGCCCUCCCAUGGUAUUCUAAGUACUUUCCAUACCUUGCUCUUAUCCAUACUAUUAUUCUCAUGGUCAGUAGCAAUUUUUGGUUCAAAUAUCCCAAAACAUGCUCAAAAGUAGAACAUUUUGUUUCAAUAUUAGGAAAGUGCUUUGAAUCCCCUUGGACUACAAAAGCACUGUCUGAAACAGCGUGUGAAGACUCAGAGGAAAACAAGCAGAGAAUAACAGGUGCCCAGACUUUACCAAAGCAUGUGUCUACAAGCAGUGAUGAAGGGAGCCCCAGUGCUAGUACCCCAAUGAUCAACAAAACUGGUUUUAAAUUCUCAGCAGAGAAGCCUGUGAUUGAAGUCCCCAGCAUGACUAUCCUGGAUAAAAAAGAUGGAGAACAGGCCAAAGCCCUGUUUGAGAAAGUGAGGAAGUUCCGUGCUCAUGUGGAAGACAGUGACUUGAUCUAUAAACUGUAUGUGGUCCAAACAGUUGUCAAGACAGCCAAGUUCAUUUUUAUUCUCUGCUACACCGCAAACUUUGUCAAUGCCAUCAGCUUUGAGCAUGUCUGCAAGCCCAAAGUUGAGCACCUGACAGGUUAUGAAGUGUUUGAGUGUACCCACAAUAUGGCAUACAUGCUGAAAAAACUUCUUAUAAGUUACAUAUCCAUUAUUUGCGUGUAUGGUUUUAUCUGCCUCUACACUCUCUUCUGGUUAUUCAGGAUACCUUUGAAGGAAUAUUCCUUUGAAAAAGUCAGGGAAGAAAGCAGUUUCAGUGACAUUCCAGAUGUUAAAAAUGAUUUUGCGUUCCUUCUACACAUGGUAGACCAGUAUGAUCAGCUAUAUUCCAAGCGUUUUGGUGUGUUCCUAUCAGAAGUGAGUGAAAACAAGCUUAGGGAAAUUAGUUUGAACCAUGAAUGGACUUUUGAAAAGCUCCGGCAGCAUGUGUCACGCAACGCCCAAGACAAGCAGGAGUUACAUCUCUUUAUGCUGUCAGGUGUGCCUGAUGCUGUCUUUGACCUCACAGAUCUGGACGUGCUCAAACUUGAACUGAUUCCAGAAGCUAAAAUUCCUGCAAAGAUUUCUCAAAUGACUAAUCUCCAAGAGCUCCACCUCUGCCAUUGCCCUGCAAAAGUUGAACAAACUGCUUUUAGCUUUCUCCGGGAUCACUUAAGAUGCCUUCACGUGAAGUUCACUGAUGUGGCUGAAAUUCCUGCCUGGGUGUAUUUGCUCAAGAACCUUCGGGAGUUAUACUUGAUAGGCAAUUUGAACUCUGAAAACAAUAAGAUGAUAGGACUUGAAUCUCUCCGGGAGUUGCGGCACCUUAAGAUUCUCCAUGUGAAGAGCAAUUUGACCAAAGUCCCCUCCAACAUUACAGAUGUGGCCCCACAUCUUACAAAGUUAGUCAUUCAUAAUGACGGCACUAAACUGUUGGUACUGAACAGCCUUAAGAAAAUGAUGAAUGUUGCCGAGCUCGAACUCCAGAACUGUGAGCUAGAGAGGAUUCCACAUGCUAUUUUCAGCCUCUCUAAUUUACAGGAACUAGAUUUGAAAUCAAAUAACAUACGCACAAUUGAGGAAAUCAUCAGUUUCCAGCACCUAAAACGCCUGACUUGUUUAAAAUUAUGGCAUAAUAAAAUCGUUACUAUUCCUCCUUCCAUCACCCAUGUCAAAAACCUGGAGUCACUUUAUUUCUCUAACAACAAGCUUGAAUCUUUACCCGUGGCGGUGUUUAGUUUACAGAAACUCAGAUGCUUAGAUGUAAGCUACAACAACAUUUCAAUGAUUCCAAUAGAAAUAGGAUUGCUUCAGAACCUGCAGCAUUUGCAUAUCACUGGGAACAAAGUGGACAUUCUGCCAAAACAGUUGUUUAAAUGCGUUAAGUUAAGGACUUUGAAUCUGGGGCAAAACUGUAUCUCCUCCCUCCCAGACAAAAUUGGUCAGCUCUCCCAGCUCACUCAGCUGGAGCUGAAGGGAAACUGCUUGGACCGCCUGCCAGCCCAGCUGGGCCAGUGUCGCCUGCUCAAGAAAAACGGGCUCGUUGUGGAAGAUCAUCUUUUUGACACCCUGCCACUCGAAGUCAAAGAAGCAUUGAAUCAAGACAUAAAUGUUCCCUUUGCAAAUGGGAUUUAAACUGAGAAUAAUAUGUGCACAUCCAUGUGCAGGAACAACUUCCUAGAUUACAGAUGCCCACAUACAAGUUAUUGCAAGAUAAUGUGUUUUAGGAGUAGAUACAUCUUUUAAAAUAAAACACAGAGAGGAUGCAUAGAAGGCUUUUAGAAGACAUAACCGAAUGUCCAAUGUCUGUAGUGUUUUAGGUCAUUCAUUUCCAGAUCUAUUUUCUUUUUUUUUUUUCUUUUGGGGCAAAGGGAAGAGAAAAAUUAUAGUCACUAAUCUUUAUUUCUUUUUAAAUUGUUUGGAACUUGGAUGCUGCCGCUACUGAAUGUUUACAAAUUGCUUGCCUGCUAAAGUAAAUGAUUAAAUUGACAUUUUCUUAAUAUA
This is a messenger RNA of Erinaceus europaeus (western European hedgehog), 3377 nucleotides long. RefSeq names its product leucine rich repeat containing 8 VRAC subunit D (gene LRRC8D). Bases 435 to 3008 code for a protein of 857 amino acids. The record is from RefSeq and is a predicted model, not a curated record. Gene Ontology annotation, molecular function: protein binding. The transcript has 2 exons. Lineage: Eukaryota; Metazoa; Chordata; Mammalia; Eulipotyphla; Erinaceidae.